Messenger RNA from Venustampulla echinocandica, 525 nucleotides. RefSeq lists its product as uncharacterized. The record is from RefSeq and is a predicted model, not a curated record. Lineage: Eukaryota; Fungi; Ascomycota; Leotiomycetes; Helotiales; Pleuroascaceae. Bases 1 to 525 code for a protein of 174 amino acids. The transcript has a single exon.
AUGUCGCGAUUCUGGCCUCAUUCUCCCUAUGCCGAAGAUCAACCCUUCUCCCACGCAAUCCUCUAUACCCACGUCCUCACGCGUGCUGUUCAGGCCGGCUCUGUGUUAGGCACCGGCGCUGGCGCAUCCAUCUUCUUCUUGCGGCACUUUGGAAUCCUCAAACCGCGAAUCGCUCCCUCGACAUUUACCACUACUUUGCUACGAUCGACGGGCAUCGGAACCGUGAUAGGAACAGGUAUUCUGGCUGUGGCGUUGCCGAUGAUGAUGCGCGGGAAGGACGAGAUCGAAUGGCAGGAUAGGAGCUGGAGACUGCUGGAGAAUAGGGGGCAGGUCGAGUGUGAUGAUUGGACUUAUGUAGGAAUGGCUACAGGUACUGUGGCGGCGGUUGUGAGAGGCAAGGUGGGGGAGUUGAGGUGGAAGGGGCUGGCUGGUGGCCUUGGUGCUGGAAGUGUCGCGGGAAUGGUGGGAUAUAUGGCCUGGAGGUAUGGCGUUAAGGGGGGAAAGUGGGAGGAAAAUAUUCUGUGA